UGUAGAAACGCAUGCGACCGUCUGAUGAAAGUAGAGCAACUGCCCAUUCGACCAUUGUGAUUGUGAUUAAUGACAUUGAAAUUGUUAGCACAUUUAGAUUUAAAUUAUAAUACUCAGGAGAACGGGGUCGAUGAACCUAGUUGAAGAUUAAAGUCAAGAUAGUAAUAAUUUGUUAAAAUUAAUUGAUAACAGGAUGGCUGCAGCUCAUGAUAUGUUGAAGCCUCUGCAAUGGUUGCUAGGAAAAUGGCGUUCGGUAGAGGGAGUUGGAAAGUUUCCUACCAUUAAAGAUUUUAAAUAUGCAGAAGAUUUAGAAUUCUUUCAGUUUGGUCAACCAAACAUCCAAUACAGUUAUUAUUCGUAUGACAGUACUACAAAAAAACCAUUACACAGAGAAAUAGGUUUCAUAAGAAUUAAACCAAAUUCCAACAAAGUGGCCUUUGUUUCUGCACACAACAUGGGAUUAAGUUUAAUAGAAGAAGGGGAGGUAACCGGUGAAGAGAUAAAGGUAGAAUCUCAUACUAUUGCAAGAUUGACUUUUGGUAGUGAACCAGAAACCAAAAAGAUCUCAAGAGUAAUAAAGAAAGUUGGUGAUGAGCUUGAGCAAGUAUUAUAUAUGGAAACCAGUAAAACUCCAUUAACUGAACAUUUAAGAAUUAGAUAUAAAAAAAUUGAAUGAAAUACAGAUACAUGACCUGUAUUAUGUGACAAAUUUAUAGACAGGUUGAACUAAUAAAUCCAAUUAACAUGAAAAAUCAAUCAAUUUAUUAAAAUCCUGUGAAUUGACAUUCAGGGUUUAUAAUAGUGUAGACAGUACAACUGUACCAUACCAUUAAUACCUCAGAUCUCUGGACAGAGAUGUCUAAAUCUUAUAGACUGGCAGCUCAGUGCGGGGG
Patella vulgata (common limpet) is the source of this 893-nucleotide messenger RNA. Its product is annotated as peroxynitrite isomerase THAP4. Lineage: Eukaryota; Metazoa; Mollusca; Gastropoda; Patellidae. The coding region runs from base 194 to 676 and encodes 160 amino acids. The record is from RefSeq and is a predicted model, not a curated record. The transcript is spliced from 6 exons.